Messenger RNA from Clarias gariepinus (North African catfish), 2232 nucleotides. RefSeq names its product pseudouridine synthase 10 (gene pus10). Lineage: Eukaryota; Metazoa; Chordata; Actinopteri; Siluriformes; Clariidae. The transcript has 18 exons. The record is from RefSeq and is a predicted model, not a curated record. Bases 182 to 1765 code for a protein of 527 amino acids. Gene Ontology annotation, biological process: tRNA pseudouridine synthesis. Gene Ontology annotation, molecular function: RNA binding; pseudouridine synthase activity.
AUAACUACUAAUAAAUAUUUUAAAAUCGACACACAUGCACAUGCUAGCACUGGAUAUUGAGUAGAGCACUAGCAGAGUGUGAUACUGAAUUUCUACAAAUGUUUAUAUGUUAAUAAGAGUAUUUUGGAGAAUAUCGUGAACGUAUUAAAGACCUCCGCCUCAAAGAGUUAUCUUUCCCUUCAUGACUUUGCCGCUUAAAGAUAAAGACCGCCCGGUCAUCAGGAAGCUGUUGGCUGCCGGCUGCUGUGGAAGAUGCGUCCUCAGAUUUUGUUGUGUAGGAAAGUAUUCUUCGUAUCAGCAGUCCCCUGAGGACAUACAUAAAGCGUUUUUAGCGUUCCUCAGUGAAGAUGAUGCCGAGAAAUCCCAUGGUGCCUCAGGAGAGGCGGGAGAGACAGGGGGCCCGCCGUGUAAGAAAAUGAAGACGGAAUCACCCGAGGAAUCGUCAGGGGAGAAAGCAUGUGCAGAGGAUGUGUCAGAGCCGAAGGCGUGUUCAGGGGUGUGUGUGGCGUGUGUUGGCGUGCUGCAGCACUUCUGCGACCAGAGUUAUGCCAAACAGGUGUCUGAGGUUGUGAAAAAAGGCGGCUACCAGUUUGACAAUCUGAUGCUGGCCGUCUCUCUUCCUGCUCAGCUGUCCGUCAGAGAGCAUUCCUGUUGGUUGCACGUCAAGAAGGAACUCAGAGAGAAGAACAUGUGUGCGGAUAAGGAGGACGUGGUCCAGGUGAAGGACGCUUUUAAAUGGGCCGUCCAGGGGCUGGUGGGUAAAGAGCUGGGAGCGUCGGUACUCACUAACAGCGCAUUCGAGGUCAGCGUCGGUUUCGCGCAUCCAGAAACAGACGGAGAUUGCCACUUCCUAGCAACGGAAUGUCCAGAUUGCUUCAAGCCGACGAAGAACAAAGCUUCCGUGUUCACUAGGAUGGCGGUGGUGAAAGCGCUGGAGAAGAUCUCAGAUACAAAGUUCCUCAGACAUUACCCAUGUCCACCUGUCUCACCCUCCAGCCAGUGCACGCCACUUGAGACCACAUGUCUGCAUACAUCUGUCUUCAUAGCAGGGAGGUAUAAUAAGUUCUCCCGGGAGCUUCCUCAGACCCCCUGGGUGAUAGAUGGAGAGAGACGCAUGGAGGGAUCAGUGGAGGAGUUGAUCGCCAAUCCUCUGCUGUCUGCCUUUAAAGCAGACGGUUUUAACUUCUGCUCAUCCGGGAGAGAAGACGUGGACGUACGGACGUUAGGAAAUGGACGCCCGUUUGCCAUCGAGCUUCUGAAUCCACACAGAGCAAGGUUUAACAAAGCCGAAAUCAGACAACUCCAGGAGACGAUCAACACGUCAUCUGACAAAAUCCGAGUCCGAGACCUGCAGAUCGUAACCCGAGAAGCUACAAGUCGUAUGAAAGAAGGAGAAGAGGAAAAGACCAAGUCCUACAGCGCCCUUAUCUGGACCCAAAAGCCGAUAACUCCAGGCGAUCUGGACUUCUUUACAAACAUCAAGGAGCUGAAGAUCGAUCAGAAGACCCCCCUCCGCGUCCUCCAUCGCAGACCACUUGCCAUCAGACAGAGAGUCAUCCACUCCAUGAGCGCGACCUACUUGGACACACAACACUUCACACUGCAGCUGCGCACGCAGGCCGGGACCUACAUUAAAGAGUUUGUGCAUGGAGACUUCGGCCGGACGAAGCCCAACCUCGGUGCCCUCAUGGAGACAGAGGUGGACAUUCUAGAAUUGGACGUGGAGUCGGUGGACGUGGACUGGCCUCCUGCUGUACCCGAGUGAGCGACGGGGAAAACCCAUCCUGAGGAAAUCUUUGGGGAAUUCUCAUCUCCAUAUGUUCACAUGCCUUAUUUCCGUUUUGUAGCUGACAAGGUCUUGAAAAGGCUCACCACUCAUAGGUCAUUUAAAAACAGUUUUUUGUUUGUUUUUUUUAAACACAAGAGAUGGGGAAAAUAUUAUGGCUGUAAUUUAAUUUGUUGCUUCUGAUGUUUCAUCAUCUUGUUUGUUUUCUGUUAAUAAACCACCAAAUGUUCCCAUCAUAUCUAUAGUGUGGAUUGCUCCCAAAGCAUACUAUGUUCUCCAUCAUAUUUGUGUAUUGAUCAACUAAAUAUACAAUUGCACGCAAAAGUUUGCAUCCUACCAGGGGUUUUAAAAAGAAAAAGGGAACACAUCUGUCUCUUUUGCAUUAUAAAUUAUUUACAAAAAUAGAAGACAUUAAACCUGAUGUUAUAUACAAUAAAAAAUAGUAA